GCGCCUUGCGUAGCCGCUCGACGAGCACUGGCUUGUUGCCCUUGGUGUCGAGACCGCGCUCGGCCAGCGCGGCUCGUAACUCUACCACUUUCAAUUUAGACGGAUCCAUUGUGCGCGCGCGAUGUGCCCGGUUAGCCAGUGAAGAGACAUGAAUGCUAUUAAUAUGAACUGGUUAACUUCAGCGGAAGGAGAAUCUUUGGUCCAUCAUUUCUACGUAAAUUCUUCCAAAAAGAGAAGAUUCUAUGGUAUUCUGGAGAGACCAUCGUUACCCAGUUCCAUCGAGGAGGUCACUUAUAAGAUCUUUAUGAUAGGUAGAUCCGGUGUGGGAAAAACUUCAGUAGUGAGUAAACUUGCAGGCACUCUGGAAUCCAACAAUUAUACAGAAACUAAUGGUAUAAGGAAAACAAACGUUUUUUGGCCUGUAAAAAUUUGGGAUAAAGUUGUUCUCUUCAAGCUGCAAUUCUGGGACACAUCAGAAAGCAGUAUAAAAAAAUACAAUCAUAUUUUACCAGCGUGCAAAGAUAAAGUUGACGCAAUGUGCUCUGUGUUUUCCUUUGAUGAUGCAUCAAGCUUUAAUGAUGUUCCAUACUUAAUGAAUACAAUGACUGCGAUAAAAGAGAAACCGGCAAAUAUAGUGAUUGGCACAAAGUUCAAACCUUGGUCAAGUUGUGUGAUAGAUGAUGCACAAAUCAAGGAAUUUGAAGACAAAUGGAAAGUCAAGAUCAUUAAAAUUGAUGCCAGUAAAUUGUCGGUAAAAUCUGAAAUAUUUGAUUGUUCUUAUCAAUUGAAUGCUAUCUGUAACAUUUUAUGGAAUAGAGAUAAAGAGUUUAUAUCUAAACUAAUGGGACAAACUUAAUAAUGCUAUCGGUAACAUUUUAUGGAAUAGAGAUAGAAUUUAUAUCUAAACUAAUGGGAUUAAUAACUGCAGACAGAUGCAUUUUUUUAUGUUUUAUAUAAAAUAAAAAUACAAAAAGAUAGUUAUAC
Molecule: messenger RNA, 984 nt
Organism: Formica exsecta
Lineage: Eukaryota; Metazoa; Arthropoda; Insecta; Hymenoptera; Formicidae
Product: ciliogenesis and planar polarity effector 2-like
Exons: 5
Coding region: 149-856 (235 amino acids)
Molecular function (GO): GTP binding; GTPase activity
Source: RefSeq, a predicted model, not a curated record